CCAUGCAUUGAUUUAUAUUGAAUAUUUAGAAAGGUACAGUAUAUAUUGUAUCUUACCAGGAAAUCUAGAAUCACAUUUGCUGGACUGUAUUGUGAUAUCCUUCACGAUUGUAUGAUGACAUACUGAAAAUGCAGCUCAUUACUAAUCCUGCCCCAAUAUGUCUCUGUAUCUAAUUUAUGUGGAUACUUGUGGAUACUUAAAAAAAAAAAAAUUAUGUGGAUACUCUGAAAUGUGCAUACUUUUUUCAAUGGCUUUUGUUAUUUGGGCAGGGCCUCAAAUAAUCUUCUGGGCUACAGCACAAUAAAAGCUUUGUGAACUCCUACAUAAUAUGAACAAGAAGUGUGAAUGUAUUAGAUACAUGGCAACCAUAAUACAUGGUUCAGCUGAGAGAGUCCUGUCAUGUGAAGGGUUAAUUCAGCCAUGUACUGUACCUUUAAGAGCAGCUGCAUUUCAGCUUAGCAGUAAGGGACCAGGACAAGCCAUGGUAAUGUCACCUUCUAAAAUGAGACUCGACUAGAGAACUUUGUGCUUUAGCAUGAAAAAAUCCCCUCACAAAUCUCUCUACACAGCCUAAUGGAGUACAAAAUAAAUUGUCUUUGACUUGCUGUUCUUCUGAAGACAGAGACCCAGACAUGGCUUCCGCCAGCAGCCUGCUGUCCGAGGAUCAGUUCCUGUGCCCCAUCUGUCUAGACGUGUUCACCAGCCCAAUCACCACCCCGUGUGGACACAACUUCUGCAAGGACUGCAUACAUGGCUACUGGCAUAUCACCAGCCCGUGCCAGUGUCCCAUGUGUAAGCAGAAAUUCAGCAGAAGACCUGAGCUCAAAGUCAAUACUUUCAUAGCUGAGAUGGCCGAUCAGUUCAGAAGGUCAGUUGAAAUUAGGGCUACUGCUACUAGUACACAGUACCAACCCCAAGCAGCCCAACCUGGAGAAGUGCCCUGUGACGUCUGCACUGGGAGGAAAAUCAAGGCCUUGAAGUCCUGCCUGGAGUGUCUGGCCUCUUACUGUGAGACUCACCUAGAUCCUCACCAUAUACUGGCCACCUUCAAGAAACACAAUCUGAUUGAGCCUGUGAUUAACAUAGAGCACAGAGUGUGUAAGCGGCACCACAGAAUUGUGGAGCUGUUCUGUAGAAGUGACCAGACGUACAUGUGUCAGGUUUGCACUGAGAAAAGACAUAAGAAACACAAUGUUGUCCCUUUGGAGGAAGAAAGCAGAGAGAGGAGGGCUCAGCUGGGGAAUAUGGAAGAUGUAAUGCAGCAGAUGAUUCAGGGUCGACUGCAGAAAGUGAAGGAGAUCAAACACACAGUACAAUCAGGCAAAAUAAAUGCAGAGAGAGAGAUUAGGGAGAGCUUGCAGGUCUUCACUGCUCUGGUGCGCUCCAUUCAGAGAAGCCAGGCUGAGCUCAUUGAGGUGAUUGAAGAGAAGCAGAAGGCAGCAGAGAGUCGGGCUGAAGGGCUCAUUAAAGAGCUGGAGCAGGAAAUCACAGAGCUAAAGAGGAGAAGCACUGGUGUGAAGCAGCUCUCACUCACUGAGGACCACCUCCACCUCAUCCAUAGCUUCCCAUUCCUGUGCACCCCUCCACCCGCCAAGGACUGGUCCGACAUCAGAGUUCAAAGUGUUGUGUACGUAGGAACAGUGAGGAGAGCUGUGAGGAGAGCUGGAUCCCAGUUUGAUGAGACACUGAAGAAUGAAGUGAAAAGAUUAUGUGAAACAGAACUUACAAGAACUCAGCAAUGUGCCGUGGAUGUGACGCUUGACCCUGAUACAGCUCACCCUAAACUUAUCCUCUCUGACAACGGUAAACAAGUGGCCCACGGCAAUACAGCGCUGAACCUCCCUGACAACCCCGAGAGGUUUUACCCUGGUAUCAGUGUCCUGGGGAGGGAGGGCUUCUCCUCAGGGAGGUUCUACUAUGAGGUGCAGGUGAAGGGGAAGACAGAGUGGGACAUAGGAGUGGGGAAAGAAUCUGUCAACAAGAAAGGAGGGAAUACCCUAAACCCUGAACAUGGCUACUGGACAGUAGGUCUGAGGAACAGGACUGAAUACUGGGCUCUGACGACCCCUCCUGUCCCCCUGCCACUGGUCGAUAAGCCCCAGAGGGUGGGGGUGUACGUGGACUGGGACGGGGGGCAGGUGUCCUUUUACGAUGUGGAUUCCAGAUCUCAUAUCUACUCGUUCACCGGUUACAUCUUCGCAGAGAGACUCUAUGCAUACUUCAACCCCCGAAAGAAUAACGGUGGGGUCAACUCAGCGCCGUUGGUGAUCUCUCCUGUCAGUGACGUAACCUCCUCACCUUAACCGUUCACCUAUCACCUCUUCUUAGAAUAGGACACUGAGUGUUGUGUCAGUUUUAUUUGUUAAAGAAGCUUGUGCCACAAUAUAUUUUCUCUAUCUCUUGUAUUGUGUGGUGGAUUUAAUAAAGAUAUAAUUCAUAUUAAUAAAGGUUCAUAAAAGUC
Oncorhynchus keta (chum salmon) is the source of this 2461-nucleotide messenger RNA. Its product is annotated as zinc-binding protein A33-like. NCBI's taxonomy places the organism in Eukaryota, Metazoa, Chordata, Actinopteri, Salmoniformes, Salmonidae. The record is from RefSeq and is a predicted model, not a curated record. The transcript has 2 exons. Bases 633 to 2303 code for a protein of 556 amino acids. Gene Ontology annotation, molecular function: zinc ion binding; protein binding.